Molecule: messenger RNA, 1125 nt
Organism: Onthophagus taurus
Lineage: Eukaryota; Metazoa; Arthropoda; Insecta; Coleoptera; Scarabaeidae
Source: RefSeq, a predicted model, not a curated record
UAUUAACUUAAUGGAUAACAAAUAAAAAUAUACCUUAAAAUUAAUUAAGUACUUAACAGAUGUCACGAUUCAUAGAGUAUACUUGAACUAUUUACGUCCCGAACCAAAAAGGUUGACCUCGUUCGACACCCAGGACCUUAAUAAAAAGGAACCGCCUUUAAGAGAAACAUCCAGAAGUAUCCCGAUCAUGUUCCGAUACAUAUCCUCAUUUACAUUCGCCCUUUUUAUUAUUUUUCUGAUAAUUAUUACUCAAAUCUCGUCAAAAUCAGUUCCCGCUUCAAUCCCCACCGAAAUUCAACACGCCGUUUGCAAGAUUACCACCGAAAAAGUUCAAGCUGUUGCAAACGCAUCAAUUUCAAGAGAAUUAAAGGGUGUUUGUAGUUCGAAAGAGAUGCAUGAAAAAAUUGAUGAGAUACAUAAAAGUUUAUUUAAGGAAAUUCAAGUUUUGAAAUUAAUGUUGCAAGGGAAUGGAUUUACAACUCCAAAACCGACGUUUUCUAGUUUAAGUUUAAAAAGUUUCGACGACGAUUAUGAUUAUUUAAAUUAUUUAGAAGACGAUUUUAAAAAUUAUACGAACCUAGAAAUAAAAAAUAGAGAAAACGAAGUGCGAAAAUUUAACGAAACAAUUAUAAAAACUGAUUUGGGAAAGGCGUUCGUGUAUUAUUGGAGGAUUUUGAACGUUUCUCAAUCGUUUAAAAACGACGUGUAUUUUAUUAGUCCUCAAAUUAAUUUUUUAAACGCUAAUUUAUUCAUAAAGUGUUCAAUAAAUUUGUUUGUUAAAUUUCAACUUUUAGAGACAGCCCAAUUUAAAAAUCGUUAUCGAUUCGUUCUUCUUCACUCCGAUGAAAAACACGAUUUUAAUUCUUCACUGUUUCAAUCGAAAGUGGGGAAAAUAUUUCGAAUUGAGCGUAAAAAGUUAUUUGAUUUUGUUUUUAAUGAUGCUAUUUUAAUCAAGUUGAUUGUUUAUUUGAAUUAGAUGUCGUAAGAAUCUUUUAAACCUAAAUUAGUUUAAAAAAAAUUCAGGUAGAGAAAAAGAAUAAGUUAGGUAGAUAUUUUAGUCCUUUUAAAGUUUCUAGAAGGUCGAAACUGACCGAUAACUGUAAAACUUUCACUCAUCGUAUACUU